AGCCGCCGUCGUCCGGCGGUCCUGGGACGCGGACCUGGACGUCCGGCCCGACUCAGUUCCGGCCGUUUGGGCGGGAUCUGGACGGACGGAGCGACGCUCACCCUUGGGGGGCGGCGGCCCCGGGGCCCGGCGAGGGGCUCGUGUCCCCGCGCUCGCGGAGCGAGGGCUGCCGGAGCUCGCGGCCGGACCCCGGGGCCCGGCCAGCGCGUCGCCCCCUCUCGGGCGGGCGCAACCCUGAGCCCCGCGCGGCUCCCGCCUCGGCCUGCGGUCCGGGGGGCCCUCCGGGAGCGCAGAGGAGGGGCUCCAGGUGUUGGGGCCGUGAUGCGAUACGGCCGACCGUCCCCUUCUAAAAUCGCAUGUUUUGCUACUCCACGGUCUUCAGAUACUUUCUGCUUUCUUGUUUGAGCUUUGAUAGGUGGGCUAUUUCACAUGAGCCACUUUUCACAGGUGAAGCCGAGUUGUCCAUCACCUUUUCCACGAGUCAGAUGAAGCCACGGGGUGUCCUGUAAGUGCGCGUCACAGAUGCUGAGAGAAGUAAUGGAUGGCAGAGGGAAUAAGGUAGGGGUCAGAGGAACCGAGCUGGCCAUCAACUGAUCGUGACUGAAGCUCUUUGAUGGAAUUGGACCUCUUCUUGCUGUCUCCGCUGCCACCACCAUGGUCCGCUGGGUUACCUCAGUGGCCCCCUAGCCCGUCUCCCUGCUUCCCCCUGGUCUCCUGGAGCAUCCUCUCAGCUCUGCAUCCAGCAGAGUCACUCCUCUACUCAGAAUCCUCCGGUGGCUUCUCAUCUCUUGCCCAGGAAAAGCCAAAGUCCUCUCCAGUGCUUUUGAAGCCCCGAUGAUUCCCAUGGCCUCAGUUCUGUUGCUUGCCGUCCUGUGCACUUUGCUGCCACAUUGGCCUCUGUGCCUCAGUCGCUCUUGACUGUGCAGGGCACUCCUGCCUCCUCACGGCUUCUGCACUCGCCGUUCCAUCUGCCUGGAGCACUUCCCUUGAUGCCUGGUUCCUCCUUCGCCUCCUCUGUUUCUGUAUUCAGAUGUCACAUUCUCUGUGAGGACUUCCCAGGUCAUUAUAUUUAAAAUCGUAACGCUCCUUAGCAUCUGAUACAUUUCAUCUCCCUCCUCGGUCAGCUGUCACCCCACUGGAGUUUAAGCUCCAUGCAGGCGGGGACUCAGUCGGCCUGUUCUCCGAUACACCUUCAGCAUGCCUGGGGCCUGGCAGGUGCUUGGUAAAUAUUCGUGGAGUGAUAGGUCUCCAUUUUACAAAGUAAAAUAAAACAAAGCCGUAGGAAUCCUAAAUUGUUCAACACCGUAGAGGUAGGAUUGUCCGUGUGACCUUCUCGGUACGAGAGCAGUGCCGGGUGCCCUGUGGGUCUUCUAGUAAGGAUUCUGAGGGAGAAGUCCUCGUGCCUGAGGCCCGUGGUCACACUGCAGACGGUUUCCUCCUCUGCGUGUGGGUGUGCAGCUCAUCGAUGCCAGGAAGGAAAGCAACAGGUGUAAAAAUCACAAAUGUCGUCAAAUGAUGGAAGAUCCAGGAACCGGGACCGGCGAUACGAUGAGGUCCCCAGGGACUUGCCCUAUCAAGACGGCACCUUGAGAACCCUCCAGUCUCUUCACAACAGUGAGCUGGCCGAGAGCGCUGAUCCUUUGCCACCACCCCCUCUCCCGUUACAGCCACCGUUCGGCCCAGACUUCUACUCAAGUGACACAGAGGAACCAGCCAUAGCGCCAGAUCUCAAACCUGUAAGGCGCUUUGUCCCCGAGUCCUGGAAGAACUUCUUCAGAGGGAAGAAAAAGGACCCCGAAUGGGACAAGCCGGUGUCUGACAUCAGAUACAUCUCCGAUGGAGUGGAGUGUUCCCCGCCAGCCUCUCCAGCAAGGACAAACCCCCGCUCAGCCCCCAGCUCCUGCAGAGACCCUUACGGAGGGUCGGAGGGAGCCUCCAGUUCCCGGAGAGAAGCUGAUGCCCUGUUCCCCCAUGACGCCUGCGGGUCUCUCAGCCGACACACACAGUCCGCGCUGACCUACAGCGAGAAGGUGGCGGAAUAUAACCUGAGAUACUCCUACAUGAAGUCGUGGGCCGGCCUGCUGAGAAUUCUAGGGGUGGUGGAGCUGCUUCUGGGGGCUGGCGUCUUCGCCUGUGUCACCGCCUACAUUCACAAGGACAGCGAGUGGUAUAACCUGUUUGGAUACUCACAGCCCUAUGGCAUGGGAGGCGUUGGCAGCCUGGGCAGCAUGUAUGGGGGCUAUUACUACACUGGCCCCAAAACCCCCUUUGUGCUCGUGGUUGCUGGAUUAGCCUGGAUCACCACCAUCAUUCUCCUGGUUCUGGGCAUGUCCAUGUAUUAUCGGACCAUUCUUUUGGACUCCAGUUGGUGGCCCCUAACUGAAUUUGGAAUUAACGUUGCCUUGUUUAUUCUGUAUAUGGCUGCAGCCAUAGUCUACGUGAAUGAUACCAACCGAGGAGGGCUCUGCUACUACCCAUUAUUUAAUACGCCUGUGAAUGCAGUGUUCUGCCGGGUCGAGGGAGGGCAGAUCGCAGCGAUGAUCUUCCUGUUUGUCACCAUGAUCGUUUAUCUUAUUAGUGCGCUAGUUUGCCUCAAGUUAUGGAGGCACGAGGCGGCUCGGAGACAUCGGGAAUACGCAGAACAACAGGAGAUAAGUGAGCCAUCAUUGCCAUCGAAAAGGAAAGUGUGUGAAAUGACCACCUGUGAUGAUAGACAGAAGGACCAAGAAGUUAAUUUCAAAGAAUUGAGAGCAACAAAAAUGAAACCUGAGCUGCUGAGUGGACACAUCCCCCUGGGCCACAUCCCGAAGCCCAUCGUGAUGCCCGACUAUGUGGCGAAAUAUCCCUCGAUUCGCACGGACGACGAGCGGGAGCGCUAUAAAGCCGUGUUCCAGGACCAGUUCUCCGAGUACAAGGAGCUCUCUGCGGAAGUUCAGGCCGUGCUGAGGAAGCUGGACGAGCUAGACGCCGUGAUGGGCAGACUGCCACGUCGUUCGGAAAACCAGCAGGAACAUGAGAGAAUUUCAAGAAUCCAUGAAGAGUUUAAGAAAAAAAAGAAUGAUCCUACAUUUCUUGAAAAAAAGGAACGCUGUGAUUAUCUGAAGAAUAAACUUUCUCACAUAAAGCAAAGAAUUCAAGAAUAUGACAAAGUAAUGAAUUGGGAUGUCCAAGGUUCUUCUUAAACCUUAUUCGAAACCACUUUUUUAUAUCAAUAUUUAUUUACUGUCUUUUCUCUGCUGGACCCUGUGAUGGAGAAGCAAGUGCUUCCUGAAGCAGCUCGGACGGGUUUAGCUGGUGUGCAGUGUGCAAACAGGACGGCUUCACUUCCAGAGGUUUCAGAACAAAUUCAGGUGUCUAAGAAUGGAGGGAAUCCCGUAUUCAUCUCUGUACCUGUUAAAAGACAACGCCAUUUAGAGAUCACGUCCUCACGGUGUGAUGAGCAAGUGGACUGUCAGUGCCAGUGCUGCUUUCUCCUUUUUUGUUCAGGCGGAUUCCUAGGAUUUUUCUAGGACAAAUUUCUCUUCCUAGCCAAAGGUCUCGUUUCUUCCCUUGAAGGGUUUGAAUCCGAGAUCAACACUUUCCAGCCUCGUGAAUUUGGGAAGGUUGCUUCAUCUCCCUGUGCCUCUUCCCCUCACCUGUGAAAUGGGGCUGAGUGUACCUACCUCGUGGGGUUAUUAGGAUUGACGUGAGUUAAUAUUCGUAAAGCCCUCAGAACAGGGCCUGGCUUGUUACAGGCCCUACGUGAGUGUCUGUGAAGUCUACAGACGUGUUUGUGAGCUGAAUCAACUGCCGAGAGUAAGUCUCGAGGAAGGGUCCUUCGUGAGCAAGCCCAGCCAGCUAACCAACAAGCCACGUAUCUCAUGACUUUCCUCUUUGUGCUGUUGAUAACCUCUACCCACUGAGCCUCAGGCAGAUGCUUCCCUGUGGUUCUGCACCCGCAGCCGUGCAAGGCGGUCCUCGUACCUUUAAUCAGUAUCACUGCGCACCUGUCUCCGCAUCCCCCAGCCCAGCCGGUCCUGUGCACACAGAACAGGAGGAUGGUUGAGUUUGUUGCCUUUUCGGUCCUGUUUGGACAUCCAUCCUAAGGCCCCCUGAUGUUACAUUUACUUAGAAUCUGCCUUUGAUUUAUUGGGGUGCUUCAUCUCCCCAAGAAUUAUCUUGCCUUUGGGGCUUUAUUCAUGAGAAAUGUUUUAUUUUGAUUAGUAUGAACAAUGACCUGCCUAAAACAAUGUUUUUAAAAAAUCAUUGUUAUUGGCUCCUAUUCAGCAUCUAUCUUGUAGAUAAUUUCCAAGGUGUAGAAAUAUAAUUUCUCCUUAAUAUAGCUGCCGUUCAAACAAUUAAAGUUCAAAGAAUUUUCUAGAGUGAUGAAACCAAAGAAAAGCAUAUGGAAAAGCAGAGGCUUAAAAAGUGUUGGUUACUGAAUGAACAUCCUAGUUUUUCUUUGUCAGUGAAAUCUUAUUUAGUGUUUAUUGUUAAUAUUUUAGUUCCUUGGUUCUCAGCUUAGGUCCCGAGAGUCUUAAGAGGUGACACCAAGGGAAGCGAGGCCCCUCUGGAAGCUCCCCAACUAGAACAGCUUCACUUUCUGUCCCCAUGUGAACUUUUCACUUAAGAAGAAUGCCAGUGCUUAAAAAAAAGAAGAAAUAAUACCUUUUUGGUAGACUGUAAAGAGUUACAUUAGUAUUGAAAUGAAGUGUUAUGGAAAUUUAACUUUUUGAAACUAUUUUUACUACGGUUGUAAAUGUGGUCUUUGAAGACCAGUGUUGUAACACUGAUGUUAGACGUUUGUGUCCAUGCCGAGGCGCGCCAACAUUUCAGUUACCUCUAGCUUUGUGUGUGUGUUUAUUGUCUGCUUUUCUAGCAUUCCUGUGUUGACUGGGCAUGUUCUUGAAAAUAGUUUCCAUUAUUAGAAAAUAAACUGGAAAAUCACUGAAAA
This is a messenger RNA of Diceros bicornis minor, 4933 nucleotides long. RefSeq names its product MARVEL domain containing 2 (gene MARVELD2). The coding region runs from base 1503 to 3182 and encodes 559 amino acids. Gene Ontology annotation, cellular component: cytoplasmic vesicle; apical plasma membrane; bicellular tight junction. The record is from RefSeq and is a predicted model, not a curated record. The transcript is spliced from 9 exons. NCBI's taxonomy places the organism in Eukaryota, Metazoa, Chordata, Mammalia, Perissodactyla, Rhinocerotidae. Gene Ontology annotation, biological process: bicellular tight junction assembly.